Messenger RNA from Prionailurus viverrinus (fishing cat), 2845 nucleotides. RefSeq names its product clathrin interactor 1 (gene CLINT1). Gene Ontology annotation, cellular component: endosome; clathrin vesicle coat; plasma membrane. Bases 171 to 2102 code for a protein of 643 amino acids. The transcript has 12 exons. NCBI's taxonomy places the organism in Eukaryota, Metazoa, Chordata, Mammalia, Carnivora, Felidae. The record is from RefSeq and is a predicted model, not a curated record. Gene Ontology annotation, molecular function: phospholipid binding; clathrin binding. Gene Ontology annotation, biological process: endocytosis.
ACGUGUCACCGGCGGCGCCGCGGCUGUGGCUAGAGAAGGACCUAACUGGGGGAGUUCGAGGCGGCGGGCGGCGGCGGUGACCCCGGCCAGGAUCUGCCCCGGCGCAGAAGUGUUCCGGGGUCUGUGGGGAGCAGGGGAGGGAGCCGGCGGCUCGGCCCGCGCGGGGCACGAUGUUGAACAUGUGGAAGGUGCGGGAGCUGGUGGACAAAGCCACCAAUGUGGUUAUGAAUUAUUCAGAGAUCGAGUCUAAGGUUCGAGAAGCAACGAAUGACGAUCCUUGGGGACCUUCUGGGCAACUCAUGGGAGAGAUUGCCAAGGCUACAUUUAUGUAUGAACAAUUUCCCGAACUUAUGAACAUGCUUUGGUCACGAAUGUUAAAAGACAACAAAAAAAAUUGGAGAAGAGUUUAUAAGUCAUUGCUGCUUCUAGCUUACCUCAUAAGGAAUGGAUCAGAGCGUGUGGUUACGAGUGCCAGAGAACACAUUUAUGAUUUGCGAUCCCUGGAAAAUUACCACUUUGUAGAUGAGCAUGGCAAGGAUCAAGGUAUAAAUAUUCGCCAGAAGGUGAAAGAAUUGGUUGAAUUUGCCCAGGAUGACGACAGGCUUCGUGAGGAGCGAAAGAAAGCAAAGAAGAACAAAGACAAAUAUGUUGGGGUUUCCUCAGACAGUGUUGGAGGAUUCAGAUACAGUGAAAGAUAUGAUCCUGAACCCAAAUCAAAAUGGGAUGAAGAGUGGGAUAAAAACAAGAGUGCUUUUCCAUUCAGUGAUAAAUUAGGUGAACUGAGUGAUAAAAUUGGAAGCACAAUUGAUGACACCAUCAGCAAGUUCCGGAGGAAAGAUAGAGAAGACUCUCCAGAAAGAUGCAGCGACAGUGAUGAGGAAAAGAAAGCAAGAAGAGGCAGAUCUCCCAAAGGUGAAUUCAAAGAUGAAGAGGAGACUGUGACGACAAAGCAUAUCCAUAUCACACAGGCCACAGAGACCACCACAACCAGACACAAGCGCACAGCAAAUCCUUCUAAAACCAUUGAUCUUGGAGCAGCAGCACAUUACACAGGGGACAAAGCAAGUCCAGAUCAGAAUACUUCAACUCAUACACCUCAGUCUUCACUGAAGACUUCAGUGCCUAGCAGUAAGUCAUCUGGUGACCUUGUUGAUCUGUUUGAUGGCACCAGCCAGUCAACAGGAGGAUCAGCUGAUUUAUUUGGAGGAUUUGCUGAUUUUGGCUCAGCUGCUGCAUCAGGCAGUUUCCCCUCCCAAGUUACAGCAACAAGUGGGAAUGGAGACUUUGGUGACUGGAGUGCCUUCAAUCAAGCCCCAUCAGGUCCUGUUGCCUCCAGCGGUGAGCUCUUUGGCAAUGCCUCACAGCCAGCUGUGGAACUUGUCAGUGGCUCACAAUCAGCUUUAGGCCCGCCUCCAGCUGCCUCAAAUUCUUCAGACCUAUUUGAUCUUAUGGGCUCGUCCCAGGCAACCAUGACAUCUUCCCAGAGUAUGAAUUUCUCCAUGAUGAGCACUAAUACUGUAGGCCUGGGGUUGCCCAUGUCAAGAUCACAGCCUUUGCAAAAUGUUAGCACAGUGCUGCAGAAGCCUAAUCCUCUCUAUAAUCAGAAUACAGAUAUGGUCCAGAAGUCAGUCAGCAAAACCCUGCCCUCUACUUGGUCUGACCCCAGUGUGAACAUCAGCCUAGACAACUUACUACCCGGUAUGCAGCCUUCCAAACCCCAGCAGCCAUCGCUCAAUACAAUGAUUCAACAGCAGAAUAUGCAACAACCUAUGAAUGUGAUGACUCAAAGUUUUGGAGCUGUGAACCUCAGUUCUCCAUCAAACAUACUUCCUGUCCGGCCCCAAACUAACCCUUUGAUGGGGGGACCCAUGCCUAUGAGCAUGCCCGGUGUGAUGACUGGCACAAUGGGAAUGGCCCCUCUUGGAAAUACUCCAAUGAUGAACCAGAGUAUGAUGGGCAUGAACAUGAACAUAGGGAUGUCAACUGCUGGGAUGGGCCUGACAGGCACAAUGGGAAUGGGCAUGCCCAACUUAGCCAUGACUUCUGGAACUGUGCAACCCAAGCAAGAUGCCUUUGCAAAUUUCGCCAACUUUAGCAAAUGAGAGAUUGUAAAGGAGCAGAUUGAAUGAAGGAUUUUUAGUGGUGAAGAUAGGUGAUGUUGGGAUGGAAAAUGCUAAUCAACUCCCCUUUCUUUUAUCAAUUGAUUAAGAUUUAAACCUACAUAAAGAACCAAAAAAAGGCUGUUUUAUAAAAGUGAAGUAUCUAGUAUUUCAGAUGGACAGGCAAGGGCACUUCAGAUGAGGCAGUCAAAAUCAUUUUUCCCAGUAAGAAUAGACCACACAUGGGGUAGUGAGACCUGGAAAGCCUUUAUAAAUCGAAGAGCCCAUUUUAACAUCAUGAUUUGUGGGAAGUCUGGAAUAGGGCUGAAUAAAUGUGUUUGAAUCUCUAAUUUUAUACCUUUCUUUUCCUGAGGAACUUGAUUUUUCUGUCCCUGAAUCGCCUUGUCAUAAUUGGGUCUGUUCCUUUUACUACCACUCUUGAGUCCAUAAAUGAAAUCAUUAAAGUUGGAUGAUCAGUUUUUUAUAAAAAUAUAUAUUUUUGUCCAAAAAAGGCAUACAUAUGUGAUUAUGGCUAAAUCAAAGGUAACUGGAAUGUAUAUACUUUUGCUAAUGUUCCAGCAACACUGCUAUUACUGUUAUACUAUCCAAAUUUUUAUUGUAACGAAACCUCUUUAAGCGAUUGGUGAUAGCUGUGGGACUUUUCCCAUGUCUUCUGCUAUAAUUAUCCUUUGCAGAACUAGGAAAAAUAUUUUUUUCAGGACUGCUCUAUGGUUUCCUUUAAAAGA